This is a messenger RNA of Stylophora pistillata, 2363 nucleotides long. RefSeq names its product neuroglian. Gene Ontology annotation, cellular component: neuron projection. The record is from RefSeq and is a predicted model, not a curated record. NCBI's taxonomy places the organism in Eukaryota, Metazoa, Cnidaria, Anthozoa, Scleractinia, Pocilloporidae.
UCAAAAAUAUUCUACGGUAAGCGUUUAAACAUAUAUUAAGUUUACAAUACAUUUUCUGAAGCAUUCCGGGAUUCUGAACUAUUAUGGGUCCAUUUCUGUGUCAGAUGAAAAGAUUGGACCACUCUCUUGGCCCUUGGCUCUUUUUGUUAGUUUUCGUUCUGAAAGAAUCACAGCCACGAGAAAUACUUCUAUCCCCUUACCAACCCUUGCUUUCAAUAGAGCAUGGGGAACCUGUGACACUGAAGUGCACAGAAAGGCCAAGCAGUGGUGCAACCUACGAAUGGCUCCAAGAUAACUUACACAUUGGGAUUAUAAACGACUCAGGGAUGAAAAGAGAAAAAAAUACGUUGAAAAUACUUAAGACACAAUUAUAUCAUAGCGGAGUCUACAAAUGUAUUGAAACAAGAGGGGGAGGAGAAAUGCAAAAGCAAAUUCGAUCUGUUUUACUGAACGUUGAGGGCAUGUGCAAAGAGGCUUCAAUAACCAUUAAACCCUAUCGGAGUGAAAAAUAUCCCUUAGGAAUAACCUCACGUUGGAUUGUGAGUGUAGAAGUUCUCGCACAAAGAAGAUACGAUGGUUAAAGAACGGUGCUAAAGUCAAACUAGACAAGCAAAUGAUAACUUUGGACGGCAAAAGAUUGAUAAUCAACAAUGCAACGUAUGCUGAUAGCGGCGAGUACACUUGUAAGGUGAAAGUGGACGGCUUUGGUACCUCCCCAUCAGAGACUGUUCUCUUCUGGGUGGGAACUAAACCAAAGAUUGUUCGUCAUAAAGCUGGAUAUCUAUUACGUGCACCAAGGGGACAGAAGUUAAAAUUUCCUUGCCGAGCAACGGGAAUCCCUCCUCCAAAAAUAGCAUGGUACUACAUGGGCGAAAAGUAUGGUCUAGAUAUUUUAGAAGCGAAAAAUGACAGUGAUUUCAGAGUCUAUGGCGACGGCUCCUUGGAAAUGCUACAUUUCAGAGCAGACAUGACGUUUGAAUUUGUGUGUAUGGCCAGAAAUGUCAUAGGGGAAGACCAUAUAAACGUCGAUCUCUCAACCCCCGUGAAAAUAUCAGUGGAUGAAGAGGUCAGAGCCAUUGAUGGACGCAAUCUUAUUGUGCCUUGCAAAGUUUUAGGCUCACCCAAAACAGAUGCAAUCUGGAUGGAUAAAAAGAGAAUUUACGUUGGAAAUGGUGGUCGAAUUAGUUCAAGGAAAAAUGGUAAUCUGGAAGUAGACGGUGUACUCUUGGGUGAUCGAGGACGAUAUUAUUGUACUUCUGCCCGUGAUGAUCCUUCCCAAGAUAGAUUAGGUGGAGUAUGGCUGAAUGUUUAUGAAACCGACACUAUCAGAAUAAAGGCUACUCACAAAAAUGUUACCCAAGCGUUUGUGGGAAUGACGAUCACGCUUUUGUGCGAGUUUGAGAGUGAACCAAAGAUAAACAUCACCUGGAGUAGGAUGGGCCUGAAGAAGAAGAAGCUUCCAAAAAGAAUGACAUCCUUUGGCUCCUCGCUAAAUAUACGUAAAGUGAGGCUUUCGGAUGGCGGCCGGUAUUACUGCAAUGGAUCAAAUGGUUUCAAAUCCCUAACGACCUUCAUUGAUUUGCUUGUGUAUCCUUCUAAGCUUUACAAGCCAAGCAACGUAACAGUCUCUGAGGGUGACACAGCUUGGUUACAUUGCGCAGCCCGGGCAGACCCCCCACGCAUCACGAUUGCGUGGUUUAAAAAAGGACAGGGCAGUAAAAUGCUCGACAAGAAAAGGUUUCAUAUUGUUGCUAACGGUUCGCUGCACAUAACCGAAGUUGAAGUUGAUGAUCAAGGGAAGUAUUUCUGUAUGACGAGUGCUAACAGAAAACAAAUCUACGGUACGCGGUACCUAUUUGUGAGAGGAAUCCCCAAACGUUAUACAGCCGGACACAAGGAUUGCGGUGGUCGUUUUCCCGUAACGAUCUUCGCACUGGCAAUAAUAUAUACAUUAAUUCUAUGACGCGCGCAAUUGAACUCUCUUUUAUUUAUUUAUUUUUUUUGAAUUUGGUCUUUGAUUUGAGUGUCGCAAGAGAGUUUUAAUUUUUUGUAAUGUCAUAACGAUCUUAUUUUAGCAAGAUGCUGAAAGCGCGCAGGCUGUGGCUUCACUCGUAUUCUCGAAGAGCUAAAAGUGUUGUAUGUAAAUGCGUAUGUAAAUAUGUAAUCUCUUUUCACCUUAACAUUGGUAUGCAGACAGAGCUGAAUAAUGUAUACGCAUGCGAUAGGUUCUGCCCCAAAACACGGAUUUUGAGUCGUUCACAUGGUUGAUUUACUAUUCUAUUGCUUCGCGGCGUCGUUUUCCUUGCCGCUUUUGUUUUAUAGAACAACCUCCAAAAACUUGGUAAACCCCCUAAAAAUUUUCA